Delphinapterus leucas (beluga whale) is the source of this 4315-nucleotide messenger RNA. The record is from RefSeq and is a predicted model, not a curated record. Lineage: Eukaryota; Metazoa; Chordata; Mammalia; Artiodactyla; Monodontidae.
AGGGACCUUUCCAAUCGUAAUCAGUCUCAUCGUCCUGUUGUAGGUAUGUUCCUUGUCUUCUUACUGCCUCUUCCCAUCUCUAAAUACAGUACAGAAAACCUCCCGUGUUUCAAUAGAUCCAGAAAUAGCAGUCCAUUGCUGUGUGCAAGAUAGAGUGGGGAGUUCUUUGCUUAGGCACAUUUUGGUGGGAUUCCUAAAGAAUCUUGUCUUUUUUUUUUUUUUCUUGAAGAAAAUUAUAACUGUAAGCAGAAACUUCCUUUUGAGUUCAACAUUUCCUGGACAUUUUCUUCUUCUUUUCUUAGGCCCAUUUAUUUUGGAGGAUGACAUUGUGUCUGUGACUAAGCAACACUAAGCUUUUUAAUAUCUACUGAAAGUGCUGCCACCGACAUGAAGCUACGUAAUACUUUUUCUUCCCAAGUCUCAGUUGUUGUAGCUUCUUUAAUUCUAAAGAUCAAACCAAGUUUUCUGGGUAAAAUGGAGGGACACAGUUAUGCCGAAAUCCCACUUCUGUGGAUAAAUUUUCCCCAUCUGUUACAAAACAGUGACUCUGGAAUCUAUUUUCUAGAAGCUAAAGAGAAUUAACUUUUAAGUUUGAAUUAUUUUAAAGUCUUGAGCUGUAAUUCCUCAUUAGUGACUAAUAUCACACAUUGCAUUUGCUGAUAUAGUAAAAUGUAUUAGAGCUACAAGUUCAGGGAAUAGCUUUCUCCUAAGGACAAAAAAGAUAAGAGCUUUAACAGUAAGCAGCCAGAUUUUGCCAGUGUGUAUCACCAGAGAACACCCGGCGGUCUAGCCUUGAGAUGCUUUAGAAUGAGCGUGAGUAGCAGAUGGAGUUUCCAAGCUGGCUUUGUUCAGAAUCUGCGCCACCACCACCUUUUGGCUCAGUUUUACAUAUGAAGUACAGUUUGGGUUGUGAUUUAAGUAUUUGGUAGGAAGGGGAGAAUUUUGAACAACCAGACAGAGAAAGACUAAAUUAAUAGUUUUAACCUUACCCGCAAGGCAAACUUGAAUGAAUUUGACAUAUCUACUUAGAAGGUUUUACUUUUUGUUUUGUUUUGUUUGGUAACUUGUCAGCUUAGUCAUAAUACUAUACAUUAAUAAAAUGAGGGUAUGUUAUCAUUUUGUGAAACCUCUGUUGUUCCCCCCACAGUUUUGGUGCUUUUACUUGAGAAACACUAGCUGAUGGUAGCAGUGCUUUAUAACCUACUGACAGUUACCCUCUUUGAGUAAUUACUUUCUUUUAAUAAAAAGUUGAAGAGAUUAAAAUAGAAACCACAGAUGUUUUCAGCCAUAGUGAAGGAGGUGUACCAGUUUUAAAGGAUUAAAAGGAAGUGGCUCUUUACCCAUGUGACCUUUUGUUACUGACAGUGUAUGUAUGGCUUGCGCUAAUUUUUGUAAUGUUGAGUGAGGUAAUUCUUCAACAUCAGAUUCUAUUUGUUUGGAACAUCAGCUUCCCACUAUUAUAAAAAUCACCUACCCCUAGACAUAGUAGGUGAACAUAUUUUUGCUAAAAACUGUCUCUUUGGUGGAUACUCUAUAGCAGAAUAUCUUUAUCUUUUCUAUUGAUUAAAAAAUAAUUCAAAAAAGUAAUAAUUCAGAAUAUUUUAAAAAAUAAGGUAAGCCAGGAUAAGUAAUCAGGUUUGUUUUGUUUUUCUUCUAAAAAUAAAUCUCAACUGAAAAAGAAACUUUGAAAGUUUCUAUAAUAUGUGUUUGCUCACCUUUACUCCAUAAGAUUUCCAUAUCAUGUAAUUCUGUCUAUGGAUCUACUUUUUUUCCACCUAUUUCACAUGUUUGCCCAUGAAUUCUCUGUGUAGGUGUGUAAAGUUAAUUUCUUUCCAAGUUCUGUUGAAAAUCUGUUGAAGUUGACACAUUGCUUUAUGUAUUGUGAGAGAAUUAAAGCAACCAGCAAAUCUUUUUGAUGUCCAAACUACAGGAACGUUCCCCCACUUUGACUCUACCAGUUCCUGCUCUUAAAGAUGGCAAAGGAGUGGAGACUAUAACCCUGCAUGCUGUGUGGUUUGCAUUGUUAACCCAAGGUUUGCUUGUCUGUUUCCUAAUUCAAACAGAGCGUCAGAAGCCAUGAUGCAUGUAGUGUGUGUGUACUGCAGCUGGAGUGGGCCCCAGACCAGAGAAAAGCGGUAAAGAAACUACCUCACUGGGAAUGUCAUCAUUACCAACUUCAGAUGGAUUUAACCAUCAAGCCCAUCCUUCAGGACAGAGUCCUGAGAUUGGUAAUCCUUCACGUCUUGCUCACUCUGUCUCUGCUUCAGUCUGCCCUGUUGAGCCCAGCGACCCAGACAGCAUUGAACCUAAAGCUCUGAAGGCUUUGAAGGCUUCAGCUGAAUUCCAGGUAACCUGUGAAAAGAAAGAACAUCUUCCUCUACAGGAUCUUUCUGAUUGUGUUUCUUCAGCAGACAGUGCUCCAGCAGACCAGAGGCCAGCUAUGCCUUUGCAGAAUUCACUCGAAGAAGCCAUUGUUGCAGGUAAUCUAGAGAAAUCUGCUGAAAGAAGCACCCAGGGCCUCACAUCUCAUCUCCACACCAGACGGGAAGUUAGUUUAUCUGUCACUGGGAUGGAAGAACCACAGAGGCUUAAAGAUGAAAAGGGUUGGCAUCCAGAAUAUCAGGACCUGAGUCAAGCGAGUGGCCUUCAGCAGCAUGAAGAACCGAGGACUGGACAGCAUGAGGUUAUACAGCAGAAUGCUCCCCAUGACCGAGCACGUCUCUGUAACACAGGGGACCUUGAACUUCUUGGAGAAAGGCAACAGGAUCAACAAAGAAGUAUUGGUUCGGAAGCUACAAUGGAAGGAGACAGGCUAGAGCAGACUGUGGACCUUUCGGGUACAGAGAAAAAUAUUCUACCUUCAGGGUGCUUUGGCUGCUCAAGUUCAGAAACACUUAUGGAAGUAGAUAUAGUUGAACAGUCCCUAGCUGCUGUGCUUAAUUCAGCAGGUGGUCAGAAUACCAGUGUCAAGAACAUCGGUGCAUCUGAUCUCACCUUAGAUAAUCCCUUGAUGGAAGUAGAAACAUCAAAAUGUAACCCUUCCUCUGAAAUUUUGAGUAAUUCCAUUUCCACUCAGGAUUUACAGCUUCCAGAAAGUAAUGUUGAAAUGUCUGGAACAAGUAAAGAAUACGGGAGUUGCCCCUCCUCUUUAGUAAGCCUCUGUGGCAGUUGUCAGCCAUCCAUAGAGUCCACAGAGGAAUCUUGCUCAUCUGUAACGGCAGCCUUGAAGGAACUUCAUGAACUUUUGGUCAUUAGUAGUAAACCAGCUUCAGAAAACACAUCAGAAGAAGUUAUCUGUCGAUCAGAGACGGUAACUGAGGGCCAAACAGGUAUUAAGGACCUUUCUGAGAGAUGGACCCAAAAUGAGCAUCUUACAGCUACCCAGAGUGAACACUGUUCACAGGUCUCCUUUCAUCAGGCCACAUCUGUAACAAUGAAGACAGAAGAAUUAACAUACACUUCAACUGACGCUGGAGUAGAAGAUGAAGAAAAUAUUAACUUCAGGGGUCCAGGUGAUGGCGUAUUAACUGAUAGGGAAGGUGUCCCCAAGUCUAAGGAGUCAGUAAAUGAGAGCAGUUCUGUCACUGUAGCCUCAGCUGAAACGUCCAGUCAACUACAUUGCACCUUUGGUGCAGAAAUUUCACCCAGACUUUUAGCAGGUGAGGAGGAUGCACUCAAUCAGACUUCUGAGCACACUGAGUCCUUGUCAUCCAGUUUCAUAUUGGUUAAAGAUUUGGGCCAGGGCACACAGAAUCCAGUGACAGACAGGCCUGAGACUAGAGAAAAUGUCUGUUCUGAAGCUGCAGGGCCACUUCUAGAAUUUGUACCACCUACCAGCCAGCCAUCAUCAAGUCCCUCCUUUCUUGCACCAUUAAUUUUUCCUGCUGCGGACAUUGACCGGAUUCUCCGUGCCGGCUUUACUUUGCAGGAAGCUCUUGGGGCUUUGCAUCGAGUUGGUGGAAAUGCAGACCUUGCACUUCUUGUUUUGCUAGCAAAGAACAUUGUAGUUCCUACAUAACCAUGGAAAAGUGGGCUAGACCAUACUCCAUUCCCUUACAAAAAGCUAUAUAUCUACACAUACACACUCACCACAUAUACAGUAUAUGUAGAAACCUGCAAGCAGAAUGUUGAGCCAGAUUUUUUUUAAAGAUUUUUUUCGGCCAAAGUAAUUUAUGAUCUCUUGUCUGAUGAAUUUGUCUAUUCUAUUUGUUGAAAUUUGGGCCUUUUUAAAUGUAUUGGCAGUAUGUGCAUACAGGAGCUUUUUAUUAACAUUAAGAUGAUGUAUUCUGGAAUGAAAUUGGUGGUUUUGUGUAUA